This is a messenger RNA of Thamnophis elegans (Western terrestrial garter snake), 2851 nucleotides long. RefSeq names its product H2.0 like homeobox (gene HLX). Bases 993 to 2318 code for a protein of 441 amino acids. Gene Ontology annotation, molecular function: DNA-binding transcription factor activity, RNA polymerase II-specific; sequence-specific DNA binding. The record is from RefSeq and is a predicted model, not a curated record. Gene Ontology annotation, biological process: regulation of DNA-templated transcription. The transcript has 4 exons. Lineage: Eukaryota; Metazoa; Chordata; Lepidosauria; Squamata; Natricidae.
CCACAGCCCAGAUCCUCCAUAUUCAGGAAUGGAGGGGAAUGACCCCGCCUCAAAUCUUUUCUUUUUUUUUAAACACUCCUACUCCGUUAGCCAGGCUUGGUAAUUCAUUUGGAAAGGGAAUGCCCACUCUUUGCAUCGCCCGCGGGGAUCUCCUCUCCUUCCCGAAGAAGGCUCCGAAGAGAAGCCUCAGCUGCCUCUAGCGCUGCCUCUGAAGCUCAAAUGCGACGGAUCGUGAAGAAUAAAGAGUUACAGGCUCCGAAUCGGGCAUAUCUACACCAUUUCCUUGGGCAAAGAGGACCGGCGAGACCAAUUAGCCAGAACCCUGCAGUUUCGAGAAAGACCCAGUUCACGGAACGGACAGCCCCGAAAACCCGAUUUUCGCUGGGUCGAGGACCGUCACAAACUUGAGAGCUCGGCGGGGGCGUGGCUUGCUGUUCCCCCUUCUUCCUUCCUUCCUUUCUUGGCCAGCCCUCUGCUGCUCUGAUUGGCCGCUUCCUGUCCAAUCAAAUCCCAGAAGAAACGUUUUCUUUUCUUUUUUUUCUCUCCGAGGUAGGAAAAAAAAAAGAGUCUGGGAAGCUGAUUUUGCUGAAGACUCGUGGGCGGGUGGAUACUUUUCAUCCCCCCCCCCCUCUUUCUUUUUCCAGAGAGGGGAGUUUCUGUUGUGUGUGUGUGUUUGGAUGUGGGUCCGCGCGCGAGAUUGGGUUCUGUUUUUGGGGGGGGGGGGUUGUUGUUAUUUUGUUUGUCGCGCCUGACUUUCGCAGCGCGUGGCUGGAGCUCUGCGUGGCCUCGUUUCGCCUCCAGCAAUGCGGCCAGGCCAAGAGACAUUUCGGCGUUGAGCUCUCCAGGCUGACCAGAGGAAAGGAGGCGGUUUUACUGCUGGCUGGUUUGUUGGCUGGCUGCGGGUCAGUCGGAGCACACAGUUACUGAGUCUGGGGGUCCAUCUGUCAGUUGAAGGAGUUGAGACAGGAGCGGGUGGCCGCCGGAUCGGCAGGAUGUACACAGCCGGACUCGCACCCUUUUAUGCUUCCAACUUCAGUCUGUGGUCAGCGGCAUAUUGUACCCCGGCCGGCCCAGGCGCUGGCGGCUGUUUCUCCUUGGAUCCCUCGGGGCUCAAGAAACCGUCUUUCUGCAUCGCGGACAUCUUACACGCGGCCGCAGGAGAAGCCUCUGCGGACGGCCUGCCCGGAGGAACCGCGGCCAACCUGGCCUCCCAUUUAAGUGGGAUCCAUGCCCAUGCACAGUACCACGGCGCCGCUUCCCCGCUUAGACCAACACCCAUAGUGGCCCCGGACACUUCAGUCGCCUUUGCCACUAGGCUGUCACCUCUCUCGGCUACCUACCACAACUCCCAUCCUCAGCACCAGCGCUCUCCCACAGGGGGCUCCGGCGGGGGUGCACGAACCCCGGGCGGAGGGCAAAGCCGCCAGACUCACGCCAGCUCUGCAGCCGCUCCCUCUAGCAAAGACUUGAAAUUUGGGAUUGAUCGCAUUUUGUCAGCCGAGUUCGACCCGAAGCUGAAGGAGAGCAAUACUCUGAGAGAUCUGACCUCUUUAUUAACCGCCAGCCGCCCAAGCGGGAUUCAUGUCCCCACAUUACAGCCUCCAUCCGGCCAGUUCUUCACGUCUCUAGAACCCAUUAACGAGACUUCUGGGGUCCUGGGACCCUUAAACACAACCCCAAGGAAUUCCGUUCAGCACCAGUUUCAAGACACUUUUCCAGGUCCGUAUGCGGUGCUUACGAAAGACACGCUGCCUCAGACCUACAAACGGAAACGCUCGUGGUCCCGGGCGGUUUUUUCUAAUCUCCAAAGAAAAGGAUUGGAGAAACGCUUUGAAAUCCAGAAAUAUGUCACCAAACCGGACAGAAAACAAUUGGCCGCCAUGUUAGGUCUCACAGAUGCUCAAGUGAAAGUCUGGUUCCAGAACCGGCGCAUGAAGUGGCGACAUUCCAAAGAGGCGCAGGCGCAGAAAGACAAAGAGAAAGAGCCGGCCGAGAAGGUGGCUGCAGCCGGAGCGGCUCUGGGGCCCGGGCCAGCAGGCGAAGGCGAGCUCGAGCGCAGCCCUAGCCGCUCGGAAGGCGAGAGCGACAGCAGCGAGGCAGAAUCCCUGGAUCUGGAGCUCGGAAGCGACGGGGAAAGGACUGAGCCGGGAGCUCCUCCUGAUCAGGGCCUGCAGCGGCACAUCUCGGAGCUGCACCCACCCGCCGGUUUGGAGACCGCAGCUCACCCCGAGCCGCCGCCUCCUCUCCCAGGCCUGGAGCAAGGCCGGGAGCCUCUGCGGUGCCCCGAGCCUUCGUUUUGCCUGCGGGACUCUCCGUGAUGGCCUCCCUUCAGCCAAGCUGGGAACCUGCCAAGAGCCCCAGCUCCGAGGGCUCAGCCUGACAGAGGCCUCUGGUUGCGGGAUACUAACUCCUAGUGUGGGCGGAGCGCUCCUGAAUGGUUUCCGGGGGAAUUGACUUUGAACGGCGGGUGGAGCUGGGCUACCUUCGGAAUCGGGGCCCUGUCUGUCCCUGUAUGGAGUGUGCGGGGGGGCCCCGGGCACAUCCCUAAAAGACAUGGGACGGCCCACAGGUGAUCCUGCAGGCCUCCAGACGGCGCGCCCUGAACGGGUCCACUCAGGUAGGCAGGGAGGGAAGUUGGGCGCCUUCGCGGCAGAGGGUCCCCCGGCCACGAAGGCUUCUGGUUCGAGGAGCUUAGCAAAGGCCAAGGGGAAAAAAUCGGCUUUUGCACGUUUCGAUCCUCCACUGGCUCCCUGGCAAAUGUUUGCUUGGAAAACGAGGCUGGGAGAGCCAACAGACUUGGAGAAAGAUGGAGAAAAGUGGAUUGUAAAUAAAGAGUUUCUUAAUACUUUAA